Trypanosoma cruzi is the source of this 867-nucleotide messenger RNA. RefSeq names its product dynein heavy chain, putative. Gene Ontology annotation, cellular component: dynein complex. The annotation marks the transcript as partial. NCBI's taxonomy places the organism in Eukaryota, Euglenozoa, Kinetoplastea, Trypanosomatida, Trypanosomatidae. The record is from RefSeq and is a predicted model, not a curated record. Gene Ontology annotation, biological process: microtubule-based movement. The transcript has a single exon. Gene Ontology annotation, molecular function: dynein light intermediate chain binding; dynein intermediate chain binding; minus-end-directed microtubule motor activity.
UCUGCAAAGCCGGCUUCAGAUGAAUCACGCUGCCUUAAAAUCCUUGCGUCUUUGGAGGAGCCGAGCAAGGCUGCCAUCCCAAACCUUAUUGAUUACGACGCAGUAUACGAAUCUGUCAAGGAGGACUCGAACAAUGCUUUGAAUACAUGUUUGCUGCAGGAGAUUCAGCGGUAUAAUUUGUUGCUUCGAAAGAUUCAUGCGCAGAAGAGUGAGCUUCGGCGUGCGGUGAAGGGAGAGGUGGUUAUGAGUGAUGAGCUUGAAAUGGUGUUUAAUGCUCUCUUGCUGGGUCGUGUCCCACCACCGUGGACAAGCGCGUAUCCAAGUGUGAAGCCACUUGCGAGUUGGUCUGUCGACCUUGUGGAGCGCAUAGAUCAGAUGAAACAGUGGGGACAACGUACGCCAAAUGUAUUUUGGCUCUCCGGAUUUACAUAUCCGACCGGCUUCUUGAAGAGUUUGCAACAGCAGCAGGCUCGGCACGAUCAUAUCUCUAUUGACCAGUACACAUGGGAGUUUAUUGUCCACCCUAGUGAUGAGCGCACUGUUGUGCACCGUGCCAAGAAGGGGGCAUAUGUUAGGGGCAUCUACCUCGAGGGCGCGGGGUGGAAUGCAGAAAUGAAUACACUUUGUGAGCCGCGCCCGCUGGAACUCAUUGUGCCCAUGCCGAUCAUCCAUUUUAAGCCAAAGUUGCGGGACGGCAAGCCGCGUUCCUCAUCGAUAUACGAGUGCCCAUUGUACAUGUACCCUAUCCGCACCGGUACGCGCGAGCGACCAUCGUUUGUCGUGGCAGUCGACCUUCCUUCCGGCGAGGCAGUGCCCGACCAUUACACGAAGCGGGGCACGGCGUUACUGCUCUCCACGGAUGAGUAA